This is a messenger RNA of Papaver somniferum (opium poppy), 930 nucleotides long. RefSeq lists its product as uncharacterized. Bases 1 to 930 code for a protein of 309 amino acids. The transcript has a single exon. NCBI's taxonomy places the organism in Eukaryota, Viridiplantae, Streptophyta, Magnoliopsida, Ranunculales, Papaveraceae. Gene Ontology annotation, molecular function: nucleic acid binding; zinc ion binding. The record is from RefSeq and is a predicted model, not a curated record.
AUGGCAUCUCUACUACAAGAUGAAGAAGAAAUCUUCAAAGUCCCAGAGGACAUUGUGGAAUCUAACACUGAGCACAAAUACAAUGUAGUUAUCACCACCAUCACUGGACGAGAAUAUGAGAUAAAUAUCCUCUACAACAUGCUACAAAGAUCGUGGAGGCCAUCUGGCAACAUGGAGAUUCAUAGUUUUGGCAAGGAAAUAUACCUAAUACACUUUGAAUUAGGAUGCGAUUAUAAUACAGUCAUCACAAAGUCUCCUUGGGUACUUAAUGAAGAUCUGUUACUAUUGGAGAUAUGCAAUCCAGAAAAACUUCCGCAUGAAUAUGAAUUCAAAUAUGCAGAUUUUUCUAUUCAGAUUUAUGGACUCUCCAUGAGUAACCAGAAGAUAAAAAUGGUGGAGUUCAUUGCAUCAAAGAUUGGUGUUCCUUAUCCUAUCAACCCGUCAGAACAAGCUAAAUGGGGAGGCUUUGCAAGAGUAAGAGUCAAAAUAGAUAUAACCCAACCAAUCAGACAAGAGUUGACAUUCACACUUCCAUCCAAAAAGAAGUGCACUGUCAGUUUAAGGUAUGAAAGACUUCCAAGGGUUUGUUUCUUUUGUUGCAGAUUUGGGCACAUCAUGAAACAAUGCCCGGAAUUAUCAAAAGAAUGUGAAAAGCUAGGUUUUUUUUCUCCGGAAACUUUCAUGGAGAAGAUGCAAGACAUAAAACUAUCCAGGAUUACUGAGGAAGUUAAUGCAAACUUUAAACCUAAAAUUCUUCAGUCAAGACAACCAGCAAGAACAAACCCAGAAGUUCCAAAAACCAGUAAUGACCCUGACAAAGAAAAAGUAACAACCCCCACAUCUCAGCCAACAAUCCAGCAAAAUAAAAAACAUACCUUUCCUAGCUCCACCAAAAAUUCUUCAACAGUACCAGAUCCCCCAAGAAAUUAG